This is a messenger RNA of Megalopta genalis, 2655 nucleotides long. The record is from RefSeq and is a predicted model, not a curated record. Lineage: Eukaryota; Metazoa; Arthropoda; Insecta; Hymenoptera; Halictidae.
AUGUCGAAGAUACUCAUCCUGCAGAUCUACCUGCCGCCGGCGCGGCUGGGGGCGUGCCUGAAGCCGGCGCCGCCCUUCGACCCGGGCCUGAGCUGCUACGCGGUGCCGCGGCUGGUGUUGCCGGACACGUCCGGCUGGAUCCCUGAGACCGACAAGCCGUACAUGUGCUCUAGCUGCGGCAAGGGUUACACGCACAUAUUCACGCUGAACCGGCACCGUCGCACCGUCUGCGGAAAGAUCAGGAACACCAGCGGCAAGUGGAAGUGCCCCCGUUGCACCCGCUCCUACGUCACCGAGGGCAACCUGGUGCGGCACGUGCGGUUCGAGUGCGGCGUCCGCCGGAAGUUCUGCUGCAUCUUCUGCAACCGGAAGUUCACGCAACGGUGCAGUCUGAUCAGGCACCUGCGGAACUUCCACAACGAGAGCUUCGACAGCAACAGCGGCGGCGCGGGCGUGCCGGCCGACAACCAGCCGACGAUAAACCCGUGCCACGUGGAGAUCAAGACCCCCGACACCACCAGGAUGUCGAUUUGAGGCCGGCCGGACGCGACACCCAACGCGGCCAGACGCGGCUUUUUAACGGACGCGGAUCCCACGUCCCGAAACGACUGCGACUAAAAUCGUCUACACGAUUUUUCCCCCUCUUCGGAUUCUAAACGAAAAAUGGACGAUCUCGCGGCGCACUUUUUUUUUAUGGUCGCCGAUUAGUCGGCGAUUGUAAAAAGAACCGAGGGGACGAUGAUCAUCGCGUCCACGUUGCCCGAGGCGUCCGUUUUCGGCGCGCGAUCCGAGAGGGAAAUUCGGCAGAAUUUAGCGCAGCUCGGUCGAGCAUUACAUUUACAUUUCCGAGCGAACGAAUCUCGACGGUUUCUUCGACGGACGCGCGCCAGGGAGCUUCGCCGUUUCGCGUUUCGGCGAUCUGCUCGGACGCUUGCUUCGGUUCUUUUUUUAUAAAACGUUUCGAUGCGAAUCUCGUUGAUCGCCGCAAGUUCAACGAUCGACGAUCCAUCGGCGAGAUCUUUCUUUGAACGACGGUUCAAACGGUGUCUUCGUUGUGUGCACAACGAUCGCGGAUUUCACGCGUUUAUGGGCAGCAUCGAGCGUUCGCGGUUUAAAACAGCAUAAAUGAUCGGAAGAAUUGGAAGAUUCCGUUUUAUUGCCGCGAGUCGAUUAACACGAGCACCGAUAGAAGGAACUCGGUAUUUGGCGCCCGUUUCUUGCAAUCGACCAUUUUUUUAUGUCGCGCGGAAAUCCGCGGUCUCACGUGCACGCUGUUUCGACGGAUUUUAACGCUCCGCCGAAUUCGUAACUUCGAUCAAACGUUUCGCGUUGGUUAACUUCUCGUUAACGGUUCUCGCGCGCGGUUCUCGAGGAGGUGCAAUUCUCCCCGCGAUUCUCCCCGAUCGUCCCUCGGACGUCGUCGAACCAUAUCGACAACGAAAUAACGCGAAACAGCAAUUAAUUCGAGCGAGACUACGAAGCGCGGUAAAUUCUCUCCGAUCGUCCCUCGGCUUGCGAACGAAAAUAGACAAUUUGGCAACGUGAAAACGAGCCGCGAGGCUCGAACAAUCGUGCAAGCCGAAGGACAAUUGGGGAGAGUUUACCGUAAUCGUAUCCCCCCAUUCCAAAUUGUCCAUUUUCGUUCGCAAGCCGAGGGACGAUCGGAGAGAAUUUACCGCGCUUCGUAGUCUCGCUCGAAUUAAAUGCUGUUGCGCGUUCCAAUUCGUUUCGGAAACGAAACUUGCGAGAGGAGAGUCCCGUUAUACGACGCGAUCGAACGAAUUCGCGACUCGCGGAUAACAUUGGCAGAGAUUCGGAAUAUCGCUCGGUUUUCGAAGCGCGAACGAAACGGUUGCGCGAGUCGUAUCGCGAGCGAUAGAGACGAGUGUCGUUGCCAUUCAAUUUCAAUUCGUUGCUUUCGUAUUAAUUAGUUCGCAGUGCAGAAACGUAGCGGCGAAGCAAGUCGACGCGAGUGCUUUCGCGUUCGACAGUUUCACUUUCGUCGAACCUUAACGUCGACGCGGCAAUAAAUUACAUAGGCGUGGCACUGUCACAGGGAAAAAUUCCCGGCAACCCGAAAUUCGGCAUUUCCGGGAGGAAUUACUGUAUCCUAAAAAUGAAACCUGAUUUCGACGGUCUGCCAACGUCGCUUGAGACUCGAACGUCUGUUCGAUCGGCCGCGACAGUCGCAUAUUUCGCUAUACCUUCAGUCUCGGAAUGAAAUUCGCGCCAAGGUCGCGAAGAUCCAUCGGAAACGUUCGCUCGAAGUUGCAAAUUCCGACUCGCGUCCGGCAACGUCGCCGCGAAGUGCAAUUCAUUUUUCGAAAAAUGUUCUCCAAUUGGACGAUCUCACGAUCUGAGAAAGAUUCGUGCCGGUUGCUUCGAGAUCGCAAACAUUAUCCGGGCGACCUCGAACGUCGCGGAGUUUGGAGGCGCGUCGCGCACUCUCUCGCGAAUCGAGACAUUUCAGUACAAAUUACUUAGGACAUUUUCUCACAAAUUCCAAGCUCUUUUACGAUGAACGGACUUUUUAAAUCAUCACGACGCUCUUGGGCGAACGAUUUUUUUUAGGUUUAGCAAAAGAAUCGACGAUGAUCCAGUGAUCGGAUUUCGCGAAUUAAUCAUAAGUUUUUAGUCGACGUGACAAUUAGCACU